ACCUGGCAGCCUUGCGAAGAUGCCUCUUCACGGCGCGAGAGCUGCGGCUCUCCUCGCUUGGGUGAACAGCACAAAAGUCUGUACCGAUCCCCUCGAUGACCUGUCACAGCUCCAGGAUUGUAGCGUCUUCAUCAGGAUCAUCAACAAAAUCCACAGGAGCGAGGAGGGGGAGUCUGUGCUGGAGCAGCCGCUGCUGGAGAGGAUCUCCUUCAUCCGCAGCUUCCUGCAGAAGCACUGCAAGCACAAAUCAGCUGCGGAGAACCUGGUUGCAGCACAGAAACUCCUGGAGGGAGAGGAGCUGGCGUUGGCCAAGGUGGCCGUGCUGCUCCUGUAUCACACCUCCAUGAGCUGCCAGAGCCCCGGGGACUGGAAUGAGUUUGACUACAAGACCCAGGUUGAGCUGGCAUCGAUCCUCAAAUUUGUGCUGGACAACGAGGAGAGCCUGAAUGAGAAUCUGGAGACGUUUCUGCAGAGGAAAGCGCCGCUGUCCUCGUCCAGCGGGUCCAGCAGCAGCUCCGAGGAGCACUCCCCGUUGCUCUCCCUCCCGCACAAGCGAGAGGUGCGUUUCCUGGAGCUGCAGAAGAUUGCCUCCUCCUCCUCUGGUGCCAACAACAUGCUCCCCGGCCCUCCGUCCUCACCCAUGGGGGAUGUCAUGCAGACCCCCCAGUUUCAGCUGCGACGGCUGAAGAAGCAGCUGGCUGUUGAGAGAGAGACGCGGGAUGAGCUGGAGGUGGAGCUGGCAGAGAAUCGCAAGCUCAUCACGGAGAAGGAGGCUCAGAUCACCAUGAUGCAGCAGCGGAUUGACCGCUUGGCUCUGCUCAACGAGAAGCAAGCUGCAGACCAGCUGGAGCCCAAGGAAAUGGAGGAGCUGAGGGAGAAGAACGAGAGCCUGAUGGUGCGCUUGCACGAGGCCCUCAAGCAGUGCCAGGACCUGAAGACUGAAAAAGGCCAGAUGGACCGAAAAAUCAACCAGCUCUCUGAGGAGAACGGGGAUCUUUCCUUCAAGCUGCGGGAGAUUGCCAGCCACUUGGUCCAGCUGCAGGAAGCCCUGAACGAGCUCUCGGAGGAGCACAACGCGGCCCUGGCGCAGUCGCAGGAAAAGCAGGGGCAGCUGGAGAGCGAGCUGCGUGCUGCCCUGCAGGAGAAGAAAUGCUCGGAAGAGAAGAUCGAGAUUCUCCAGGGGAAGAUUUCUCUGCUGGAGGACCAGCUGGCCAAGCUGGGGGACUGCAGCGCCCAGGAGAAGGGAGAGGUCAUGGGGGACAUCCUGAAGCUGGAAGAGCUGAAGCAGGAGGUGUCCAGCCUCACCGCAAAAGGGGCCGAGCUCCAGGCCACCGUCCUGCAGCUGGAAGAGGAGAAGCAGCUGCGGGAGGCAGACCUGCAGUCUGAGCGCAGCCGCUUCGAGGAGGAAAAGCAGCAGCUGGGCGGCCUCGUUGCCAGCCUCCAGAACUCCCUCUCCGAGAGCCACCGGGUCAGGGAGAGGCUGGAGCAGGACCUGAAGGCGUGGGAGGCCGGCGAGCCCCAGGGCACCCCGCCGCGGGGCCGGGAGGCCGAGGCAGAGGCGAGGCACGAGGAGGAGGCCGGACGGCUGGCUGCCCUCGACGCCCAGCACGAGAAGACCCUGCGGGAGAGGGACUCUGCCCUGCAGCAGCUCCAGCACCUGCGGGAGGCCAACGCGUCCCUGAGCAGCCAGCUGCAGGCCAUGGCGCAGGCCCAGGACGCCAGCCAGGCUGCCUCGGCGGCGGAGAAGGCUGAGCUGAGUCGGAAGGUCGGGGAGCUGGAAGCCAGGAUCCUGGAGCUCGGCGCCCAGCGGCAGCCGGGAGCGGCGGAGGGGCUGAGAGCCCAGCUGCGGGAGCUGGAGGGCAGGCUGAAGGAGAGCCAGCAGAGGCUGGCCGAGAGAGAGAGGCUGGCCCGGGAGAACGCCCGCCUGCAGGAGCGGCUGCUCUUCCUGGAGGAAUCCCUGCGGAACACCGAGGGCAUCCUGGAGGAUGAGAAGAGGCGGGCGGCCGAGAGCCUGGAGGGCAGCCUGGCCAGGAUCGCCGAGCUGGAGGCGGAGAGGCAGCAGCUGGUGCAGGGCCGGGAGCCGGCUCCGCAGGAGCGGGGCGAGGAGCCGGUCAAGCGCCGGGCGCUGGAGGAGAGCCGGGAGAAGGCGAUGGGAACAUCCCCCGCUGCCCGAGGGGAGGAUGGAGAGCGGGGGCGGCUGGAGGAGGAGUUGCGGGCGCUGAGCAGGGAGCACGGCUGGGCCUGCCAGCGGCUGCAGGCCGAGCAGGAGAAGGCGGCCGCGCUGGAGGCCCGGGUGGAGCGCCUGGCCGCCGAGCACCAGGAGAGGCUGGCUGCCCUCCAGGCCGACCUGUCCAGCACCCGGGCGCGGGCGAAGGAGAAGGAGGGUGAGGAGCAGAAGCUGAGGGCCGAGCUCUCCUCCUUGCGGGAGAAGAUGGCCGUCGCGGAGCAAGCCGCGGCCCAGCGCGCAGCUGGGCUGGAGGCGGAUGCCCGGAGAGCCGCCGAGGCGCUGGAGGGGGUCUCCCAGCAGCUCUCCCAGGAGAAGCUCAAAUCCAAGGAGCUGGAAGCCGCUGUGAAGAAGCUGUCCGGGGAGGUGACCCUGCUGGGUGCCAGGCUGGAGGAGACGCUGCGGGAGCACCGGCGGGACCUGGCGUGCCGGGAGGAGGAAGUCGAACGCCUGCGGCAGGAGGUGGAACGGGCCAAAACGGACUGCGCUGCCGAGCGAGCCCGCAAGGCAGAGCUGGAGGUGCAGCUGCAAAACUCCCUCAACGAGCAGAGAGUGGAGCGGUCGGUGCACCGGGAGGAGCUGGCCAGGUCCCGGGGACUGAUGGAGGAGAAGGAGGGGGAGCUGGAGGAGCUCCGCCGGAAAAACGUCUCGCGGGGCGAGGAGCUGAGGGAACUGCAGAAGACGGUCAGCAAGCUGAAAGGAGAGCUUGCCUCGGCGGAGGCAGCCAAGGAGCGGGCGCCCAAGGUGGACAACGAGCUGCAGAGCUUGUCGGAGGCCGCCCGGAGCAGGGAUGCAGAGGGGGACAGCAUCAAGGCCACCUCCUCAAAGGAGAUGUCCCUUAAAAGCUUGGAGGAGAAGACCCGUCACAGGGAGCAGGAAUCCAGCUCGAGCCAAGACCUUUACCAGGAGAAGCUGAAGGAGACCCAAGCACUUCGUUUGCAAGUGGAGGAGCUGGAGCAGAAGUGCAGGGGGCAGCAGGAGGCUAUGGCCGCCCUCGAGCGAGCGGCGGCCGAGGCGGCGAUAGCGGAGCAAGCGGAGCUGGAGGCCUCCAGGAGGGAAGCGGCCCAGCAGAAGGAGAAGGCGUCUGAGCUGCAGAAGCUGCUGGAGGCCUCGAGGUCGGCGCAAGCUCUGCACGACAGCACCGUGGAGGCCCUGCGGAAGGAGCUGCAGGAGAAGGGCAGGGAGCUGACCCAGAGCAAAACUGCCAUCACCGCUGCCGAGAAGGAGCUGGCGUCCCUCCGCUCCACGGCGCAGGAGAAGAGCCGGUCGGAGGAGAGCUGGAAGGAGCAAGUGUCCCAGUGCGUCCAGGAGAUGGAGAGGAAGAACAGCCUGAUCGGCAGCCUGGAGCACGAGGUCUCCAUCCUCCAUCGGCAGGUGACGGAGAAGGAGGGGGAGAGCAAGGAGCUGAAGCGCCUGAUUGUUGCCGAGUCGGAGAAGAGCAAGAAGCUGGAGGAGAGGCUGCGGGUGCUGCAGACGGAGAUGGCCACCGCUGCCUCCCGGGCGGCCGAGCGGUGCUCGUUGAUGAAGGUGGAGGUGCAGCGGUGCCAGGAGGAGAUGGAGAAGCAGCGGUUGGCCAUCGAGGCCCUGAAGAGGGACCGUCACUGCCAGAGCGAGCGGGAGGAUGAGCUGCGUCAGGAGGUGAAGGUCUGCCAGGACAAGUGCCUCCAGAAGGAGCAGCUCCUCGCCACCCUGCAGCAGGAGCUCGGCAGCGCCCAGGCGCUUGCCGGGGAGUUGCCAGCGCUGAAGCACCUGUGCCAGCAGCUGCAGGCUGAGCGCGCCUCCCUGGAGAGCCAGCACCGCCAGGACCUGGAGCAGAGGGCGAAAGCCCUGGCCGCUCUGCAAGCAGAGCUGGCCCGGGCCAAGCUGGAGGCGGCUGAGGUGCCCUCCCUGCGGGAGCGGUCGGCGGAGCAGGAUCGGGCUGUCCAGCGGCUGCAGGCGGAGGCGGCGGAGCAGGCGGCACGGCUGGCGGGGCUGCAGCAGGCCAACACUCGGCUGGCCGAGGAGAACCGGGGGCUCAGCGAAAGCCGGAGCCGCGGGCAGCAGCGGCUCGAGGCGGAGCUGAGCCAGGCCAGGGAGCGGCACGCACGGGAGCUGGAGCGGCUGCGGUCGGCAUCGGAGGAGCUGGUGGCCAGCAGCCGGCAGGAGGCCAAGGAGGCGGCGCGGAAGCUGGAGGCAAUGAGUAACGAGUACGAGAGCAGCAAAGCGGCGGCGCUGGAGGAGAGGAGAAAGCUGCUGGAGGAGAGGCAGAGGCUGACAGCUCAGGUGGAGCAGCUAGAGGUAUUUCAGAAAGACCAAGCUAAGCAGGUGGAGGAGCUGAAUAAAAAGCUGACCCAGCACGAGAAGGCCACCCGAACCCAGCAGCAGAGGGUUAAGGUGCUGGAAGGGGAGCUGCAGGCAGAAGCCACACGCCAGCAGGAGAAGGUGGCAGAGCUGCAGGCGCAGCUGGCCCAGAAGGAGCAGGCGGCCGAGCACUACAAAGGCCAGAUGGAAAAGGCAAAAAUUUACUAUGAUGCAAAGAAGCAGCAGAACCAGGACCUGGCAGAGAAGCUGAAGGCCAUGGAGCAGCUGCAGAAGGAGAACGCGGAGCUCCGGACAGAGUCGGAGAGGUUGGCCAAGGAGCUGCAGCAGAGCGUCCUGCAGGCCAAGGAGUCGGAGCUGAGCUGCAGGAACCUCACCAGCCAGGUCUGCAGCCUGGAGGCUCAGGUGGAGUUUGCCAAUCGGCAGCUACGGGAGCUCGGCAAGUUCCAGGUGGCGACGGACGCGCUGAAGGGCCGGGAGACUUUCCGCCAGAACCCCGCCGAUCUCAGCGCCGACAGCCUUGACCUCAGCCUCGACGAAGUGCAGCCGCUCAACUCCACCAGGAAGGCCGGCCGCUCGCAGUCGGAGGCCUCGGCGGUGCCGCCAGGCAGCGAAGAGUCGCUGGCAUCCCAGCGGCUGCCCCGCAAGGUGGAGUCCCUGGAGAGCCUCUACUUCACCCCCAUCCCCAGCCGCACCCGGUCCCAGCUGGAGAGCAGCGCCGGCUCCCUGGGCGACCUCUCGCUCGACUCCGGCUGCAAGACCCGCUCGGCCCGGCGCCGCACCACCAUCAACAUCACCAUGACGAAAAAACAGGCCAAGACGGAGGAACCGGACAGUGCUGACGUCUCCUUCUGCAGCAUCCCGGCGGCUCAGGCCCCGAACGCCGCCCCCGGCAAGGGCCGCCUGCGCUCGGCCGCCUCCUCCCGCUCUCUCGCCAGCUUCCCCUCCCAGGAGUCCCUCGUCAAGCUGGAAACCUCCUCCCCGCAGGAGACCCCCGGCAAUUCGGCGCUGCUGGGCCUCCCCGGCUACCGGCCGGUCACCCGCAGCUCCCUGAGGCGCUUGCAGGGGGGCAGCAGCUCCAGCCUCGGCCGGAGCAGCAUCUACCUGGGCACAUGCCAGGAUGAGCCGGAGCAGCUGGACGACUGGAACCGCAUUGCGGAGCUGCAGCAGCGCAACCGAGCCUGCCCGCCCCACCUGAAGACCUGCUACCCCCUGGAGAGCAGGCCCUCCAACUUCCUGGGGACCAUCACGGACGAGGAGAUGAAGACGGGCGACCCGAAGGAGACGCUGCGGCGGGCCAGCAUGCAGCCUGCGCAGAUCGCCGCCGGCACGGCCACCCGGCGCAGCACCCUGGGCACGGCCUGGGUCGGCGGCAUCACCACCCGGCAGCAGAGGAAGCGCCUCUCCGACGAGUCCCACCAGGGCCCCGACACCCCCGAGUCCAAGAAGCCGACCAGCUGCUUCCCACGUCCCCAGACCCCCCGGGACCGCAGCGAGCGGCGCAGCUCCCAGGUCAGCCGGAGGAGCGAGCAGCAGCCCCCCAGCAAGCAGCCCGAGAGGCGCCAGUCGAUGGCGUUCAGCAUCCUCAACACCCCGAAGAAGCUGGGGAACAGCCUGCUGCGCCGGGCGGCUGGCCGGAAAACCACCCCCAAGAACUCCCCCCGCGGCAGCGCCCGCCGCUCGCCCCGCAUUGCCACUGCCAAGUCCCCCAAGGGCAAGGCCAGUCGCCGAUCGCUCAAGGACACGAAAUUCUGAGGUUCCCCCGGCUGUGCUGCACCCCGCCUGGGGUGGGGAGAGCGUCCCCUGACCCCCACGCUCUGCCCUGGACC
Molecule: messenger RNA, 6351 nt
Organism: Gavia stellata (red-throated loon)
Lineage: Eukaryota; Metazoa; Chordata; Aves; Gaviiformes; Gaviidae
Gene: NUMA1
Product: nuclear mitotic apparatus protein 1
Exons: 26
Coding region: 20-6277 (2085 amino acids)
Biological process (GO): establishment of mitotic spindle orientation
Cellular component (GO): spindle microtubule; centrosome; spindle pole
Molecular function (GO): microtubule binding
Source: RefSeq, a predicted model, not a curated record